Onthophagus taurus is the source of this 1013-nucleotide messenger RNA. RefSeq lists its product as uncharacterized. NCBI's taxonomy places the organism in Eukaryota, Metazoa, Arthropoda, Insecta, Coleoptera, Scarabaeidae. The record is from RefSeq and is a predicted model, not a curated record.
CAAACCGAAAAUAGCUGGAGAUAACCUCCAAUUCCUCCCACAUUUCCGUUUCCGUAUAUAGUAUUGUUGUUUGUUGACGUUUUAAAUUACAACAUUCCUUGGGUGUGAUGAAAAUUAACAGGCUUUCAUCAGUUCGAGAGUCAGUGCCAAGGCUGGAACAUCACAUAAAAUAACAGCCGAUAAUUAGAGUAGUCAUAGAAGAUUUGGAAAAAGUAUCUAUAAGAAAAAUUUAGGUUAUCUACUUCCAAAAAGAAAAUUAACAUUUUCUUUAAACUUCCAUUUUUACGAUGUCAUCUCAUCAUAGAUAUUCUACAGCAACGUCUUAUGUUUUACUUGCUGGAACAGGGAUUUAUUGUAUCGUAAAAUAUACAAAAUAUGAUGUCACUGAUAAUUUAGAUUUACCAUUAAUUACUUUUGGAGUAAUUGCGUUUCAUUCAUUACUUGGUGUAUGGAGAUGGGGUAACCCAGAUUAUGGUGGAAAAAUUUCAAAAUUCUUUGAUAUAACAUCACAUGUUCGAAACGCUUUAGCAUUAUCUUGUAUGACAGGAAAUAUGAUUAUAAAAGCUAGACAAGAUAAAUUUUUUGGUAUAACCAUUCCUGUAGUUUCCUCAAUUCCUUUGGUGAUGUCAUUUACUGAAGGUUGUGCUGUAAACGAAGAUUUUGUGGAUUUGCUAACUGCUAUUAACGUAAUUUUCUGUGGCUGGUUUUCAUAUUUAGACAAUGAAAAUAUGUGGGGCAUUGCGGCAGCGAUAUCAUACAUGUUUGCCAGAUUUGGUAGAUACGCCGAACGGGACAUUCCAGAUGAAGACUUGUCAAAUUUCGCGCUAUGCUUUUUUUCGUACUUUGCAUACCGAGCUUGUGGAGAAAUUACGGCCAAAGUUUUAUAAAUAAUUUAUUUUCUUUAAGAAAACAACGAUUUUAGAUGAGAUUUAUGCAUAUCAUAAGACUGUGGGCCAUGACUUAUAUUACAAUAUGUAUUUAUUCAACAUUUUAUAUAUAUGUAUUGUAUUCUU